Messenger RNA from Scheffersomyces stipitis CBS 6054, 495 nucleotides. RefSeq lists its product as uncharacterized. Gene Ontology annotation, cellular component: endoplasmic reticulum. The transcript has a single exon. The coding region runs from base 1 to 495 and encodes 164 amino acids. Lineage: Eukaryota; Fungi; Ascomycota; Pichiomycetes; Serinales; Debaryomycetaceae. The record is from RefSeq and is a predicted model, not a curated record.
AUGAUCUCGUUAGACUCCUUCUAUUUGGCAUACUACCUUCUUCAUAUACCCAUCACCGUCUUUAUCGACUCUACAAUUGUGGUACCUCCAGACAGUCAGCUUUCGAUCUCAAAACUGAUUCUUGAAUUUCAUAUAGCCCAGAACAGCGAUUUUCUUCUCGUUGAAAAGCCAUUGUGGUUUACCCUCUUUGGAUGGGUCGAGUUGGUAUUCCAGUUGCCGUUGUUUGUAUACUUUUCUUAUAAGAUCGCCAGAAAUCACACUCACGAUGGUCUCUACUUGGUUUUAUCCGUGGUGUAUGGCUUCAAUGCCGCUUUCACCACGUUUGUGUGUAUUGGCUACGCUCUUAUUCAAGGUGAGUCUUACGGCUUGACCUCUAGCCAAACUUUGCAAUUGGCUGCUAUCUACGUUCCGUACUUGCUCAUUCCAGGCUUGAUCUUGAUUGACUCUGGUUCACGCUUAGUGGGCUUGGUAUCCCAAAAGGAAAAGCUGGAAUAG